Molecule: messenger RNA, 2312 nt
Organism: Drosophila sulfurigaster albostrigata
Lineage: Eukaryota; Metazoa; Arthropoda; Insecta; Diptera; Drosophilidae
Gene: Pli
Product: protein pellino
Exons: 10
Coding region: 455-1729 (424 amino acids)
Biological process (GO): protein polyubiquitination; regulation of Toll signaling pathway
Molecular function (GO): protein binding; ubiquitin protein ligase activity
Source: RefSeq, a predicted model, not a curated record
UGUGUCGCGUUCGCACGGGGACCGCGGCUUGGAGCAGUUCUAGAUAUUUUUUGAAACGGCAAGUUUGCUUUAAUUGAAUCGGUCGGUCGAAUCGCAGAGUUUUGAUUAUUGUGUGUUGUUAUUAAAUUGAAUUUGUACGUGCUAAUAAAAGAAAUCGUAGCGGAGUCAGGCGCGGAUACGAAUGCAUAUUAACUGCACACUCGCGAGAUGCAGCAAAUGCUUAACUGCGGCGACAAGUGAAAAAGGGUGUAGAAACCAUAUGAAAAUAUCUCAAAGAGUUGCAAUCAAAGUUGCUAAAAGAAAAUACAACAAAUAAAUUGUUUUCCAAAAGGUUAAAGAAAACAUCGCCAAAAUUGAUUUCCGUCGGAUCAAAAUCUUUACCUCAAAACUGGAUUAUAAUAAAUCCGUUGAUAUUGGAACGCAGCAGGAAAACAACUCUGGGGUAACCAACAAAAUGGUCAAACGCACCGACGGCACAGAAUCCCCCAUACUGGCUGAAGACGGUGGCGAUGGCCACGAUAAACCCCGUUUGCGAUAUGGAGAAUUGGUUAUACUUGGCUACAAUGGCUACUUGCCCCAGGGCGAUCGCGGUCGUCGACGCUCCAAAUUUGUGCUCCACAAGCGAACAGAGCCGAGCGGCGUCAAGCGCUCCAAACAUUACAUCGUACAAUCACCACAGACAUCCAAGGCCAUACUGGAUGCCAACCAGCACUCGAUAUCGUAUACGCUCUCACGCAAUCAGGCCGUCAUUGUCGAGUACAAAGAGGACACGGAAACGGAUAUGUUUCAGGUGGGACGCUCGUCAGAAUCGCCAAUAGAUUUUGUUGUAAUGGACACGCUGCCCGGUGAUAAGAAGGAUGCCAAGGUGAUGCAGAGCACGAUUUCACGCUUCGCCUGCCGCAUUUUGGUUAACAGAUGUGAACCCGCCAAGGCGAAAAUCUUUGCCGCUGGCUUCGAUUCAAGCAGAAACAUAUUUUUGGGCGAAAAGGCCACCAAAUGGCAGGACAAUGUGGAAAUUGAUGGUCUAACCACAAACGGUGUGUUAAUCAUGCAUCCCAAAGGUUCAUUCUGUGGCGGCAAUGCCAAGUGCGGACUCUGGCGUGAAUGCUCCGUUGGCGGCGAUGUUUUCAGCUUGCGUGAGUCGCGUUCGGCACAACAAAAGGGGCAACCCAUCUACGAUGAAUGCAACAUCUUGCAGGACGGCACACUCAUUGAUCUCUGUGGCGCCACACUGCUCUGGCGCUCAGCUGAGGGGCUGCAACAUUCACCGACCAAACACGAUUUGGAGAAGCUUAUCGAUGCCAUUAACGCUGGUCGUCCACAGUGCCCGGUGGGUCUCAAUACAUUGGUUAUACCACGCAAAGUGAACAUCAGUGAUCAGGUGAAUCAGCCUUAUGUGUACUUAAACUGCGGCCAUGUGCAAGGACAUCAUGACUGGGGUCAGGAUGAGAACACAGGUGCACGCCGUUGUCCCAUGUGCCUAGAACUGGGGCCCGUUGUUACCUUGUGCAUGGGCCUGGAACCGGCCUUCUAUGUGGAUGUGGGCGCACCCACGUUUGCAUUCAAUCCAUGUGGUCACAUGGCGACUGAGAAAACUGUCAAGUACUGGGCAAAUGUGGAAAUACCGCACGGAACCAAUGGCUUUCAGGCUGUUUGUCCAUUCUGUGCGACGCCUCUGGAUGGCGCGACUGGCUACAUUAAAUUAAUUUUCCAGGAUAAUUUAGAUUAAAGUACUAUUGUAUAUGUAACAUGUGUAUGUGUAUGUGCAUGUGCAAGUGUGCACAUCUUUCUAGUAGAUAUGUAUUUGUAGUAAUUGAACAAUGUCCGAAGUUUGAAGCGGGCAUUAAAACUAGGCUUUAUUUAUUAUAAUUAAUUAAUUAUUAUACACCAUGUAUUGUCUGUGUGUUCGCAAUGGAAACACAACAACCAACAUACAUAUUAUAUAUUAUUAUUUAUAAUUAAAGUGAAUUACAAUACACAAGUACUGUAUACAAACAUAUGUAUUUUGUAAAAGUUAAUUGCUGUAAUUGUAAUUGCUACACAUUACAAAUGUUUAAUAAUAAUUAUUUAAACGCAAUCAUUUACAAUAUCGAUGACGUGCAACAAUUAAACCAACAUACAUCUAAAUUGCAUGUUAAAUCCCCCUCAACAUACAUACAUUAUUUGAUGUUAUUUUGUUUCCUAUAUUUGUCUGUUGUAUAAAUUAUUUCCAACGAGCAAAAGAAAAUACAAAACGAAGCAAACACUAAGAUUGCAUAACAAUUUCGAUGAAUCGACGAACAAUCCGAUUGAAAAGGCAUUCAUUGCAGUCA